Messenger RNA from Paramecium pentaurelia, 1776 nucleotides. Lineage: Eukaryota; Ciliophora; Oligohymenophorea; Peniculida; Parameciidae. The record is from the annotation of a GenBank genome assembly.
AUGUUAAACUUUCAAAGUGCUCAUCUUCCAAAGAUUGAUAAACGAAAUAAUAAGGCUUCAAUAGAGCCUACUGUUAUUGAUGAAAUAUUAAUCAUGUAAUAUUAUUAUAUAAGACUAAGUAAAUCAGUGAAGGAUUACAAUGCAGAAAACAAAAUAACAAUGGGAGAUUAAAUUAUGUUAAAUUCUUUACGUGUAAUGUCAUUGUCUUUUAAAAGUAUAUCAUAAUAAUAAUAUUAAUUUAGAUAUUUGGAAGAUUGAAAAUCUAUAAGGUUUAGAGAGAUUGGAGAAGUUACAAUUAGAUAAUAAUAUAAUUUAAAAGAUAGAGAAUUUGGAUCAUUUAGUCAAUUUACAUUGGCUUGAUUUAUCAUUUAAUUUGAUAAAAGAAAUAGAGGGAUUAGACAAAUUAGUGAAUCUAAAAGACUUAUCAAUGUUUAAUAAUUAAUUAACAUCUGUUGGAGGUUUAGAUAAUUGCAAAUCUCUAAAUGUUUUAUCGAUUGGUAAUAAUAAAAUACCAUCCUUUGAAAUUGUAACACAAUAUUUUAGCAAAGGAAAAGGAAUGAAAUUUAAGAAUUUAUAAGUGUUAAAUGUAGCAGGAAAUCCAUUUACUAAAGAACCAGAUUAUAAAAAUCAUAUUAUUAAUUCAUUACCAAAUCUAAGAUAUUUAGAUUAUAGCUUUAUAGAUGAAGCAUAAAGAAAUUAAAUAAGAGAAUCAGAUGAAAAAUUUAGAACUGAUGCAAUAACUUAAGAAGAUUUUUUAAAAUAGAUGUAAAAUUAAGAAUAAGAAGAAAAAAAUAAUAAUGAUGAAUUAUUUAAAAGAAAAAGUGCAAGAAUGGAUUUAGUAGAAAAAUUAAGUGAUGAAUUAAUUUAAGAUGAGGAAUUAGAAAAAGUUAAAACUAUGAAAGGAGUUGAAGAAGAAAUUAAUAAAUUUUAAGAAAAGAUUAAAGAAACUGUAGAAAAUCUUUAAAAAAACGUUAUUUAAAAGAAUACUGCUAAAUUAUAAUCAAUUGAAGUAAAUAAAAUUAUUAUAAUAAAUAGAAAUUUGAAUAAGCAGUUAGAGCAAGAGAAAUCAAAAGUGAAAAUGAAACUAUAUUAACAAUUAAAAAAUUUGAACAUUAAAAGAAAUUAGCAUUUAGAGCAAAAGAAAGAAAUGAAGAAGGAUGGAAAUAAAAAUUAGAAGAUUUAGAAAAAGAAACAUAAAAACUUAAGGAUAAUCUAUUAUCUACAGAAUUAUAAUUGAUGGUAGACAUAGAGGCAGCUUUAGGAGAUUUUGAUGGAAAGUUAGGAUUUAUAACAAAAGAUAUGUCAGAUUAUGUCUCAGGUGAUCAUGGUUUUAAAAAAAUUGGAGAUUUCAUUAGAGAAUUUGGAACUAAAUUAACAGAUAUAGCUAAAUUAGAAUAUGAUAGAUACUAGAUAUUUUUAUAAUAAGGAAGUGAUUUAAGUGAAUGGGAUGAAGAUUUAUAGACUGUAUAUUAAUUAGUUUUAUUAUUAUUUAGUUAUUUGAAAAUAAAGAAACACUAUUAGGAACAGUCAGUAAUAUCAAAGAUAAUUUAUAAUCUAAAGCUAAUACUAAAGUAAAAUGAUAUUUAAAUAAUUAGGAUACCAAUAUAACAACAUCAAUAGAGAGAGAUAUUAAAUUAUUGGUUACAAGUUAUAAGGAAAAGUAAUAUGAAAGAAAUAGAAAGAAUGUACUCUAGAUUAACAAAUAAAUUGAAGAUUAUACAGAUUAAAUCAAAAAUUAACAAACACCAUCUGAUGAUGAAUCUGAAGGCAAUUGAU